AUGCCCGACCAUGUCUCUCAAAUCAACAGCAGUCCAACGUCUUUCGCCAAUGUACCGUGCCUCGGCGGCGGAAAGACAGGUAUCUCCAGAGAGACGUACGAUGUUCUUUACAACUUCAUUGAGGCCGAAUUUUCCCCAUAUUUCUGGAGUAAAUCCAUAUGUAUCAAUCUCAACGAUCCGCAGGAAAAAGCAACACAAAUUGCUUUGAUGAGGAGGGUCAUUGCUAGCGCAUCCGACGUGCAAGUGUGGCUACAAAGAAUUGUUGGUACUGGAACUUAUGCCUUUGAUUGCAUCAGGAAUUGGUACGCGGGGGCAGGUUACGGCAGAGAGGGUGGAUGGGAUGAAAGUAUGAUGAUGAACGAGCUUCGAAGCGGGCAAGCUGAGGCAGCAGUGUGUGGCAGUGUCUUGGACUUCUUCCUAAACCCUUGGUUUACGUCCGUGUGGAACGUACCGGAAGUCGUCAAGACUCCAAUUUACCUUCCUGGGUCCCAGAUUGGGCGGAGAGGGACGCAGUACUCCGCCUCUGGCGAGACUCCUAUCAACUGUAAAAGGGCUGCCGGUGAAAGCAUUUGGAUUGUAUCAGGCACUAUUGUUGACGACUACUCUGAUAAUGGGGUUGAUUAUCCAGGUCUUCCAGGGGUUGACUGGGGCGUUGAAGUCUCUGAGUCUUGCACAUCAACCAUGAAGGUUUGGAUCCAACAACUCAGAGACCUGAUUGGAGCCUCACAAUCUGACGCAGCAUCCGCAAAUUCUGACGAUCGGCUUUUAAUGCGUCGUCUCAUAACUGGAUGCGAUGAGGUCGAGGUGGAAAACAUCUCGGCUGGUCUUAAGCUGUGGCAAGAUCUUGAAGCUGGCGCACCAGGUACGGCCUGGUACCAAUCCUUGUGCAGUGAGAAUAGGCGCAUCUUGUUGCGCUUUUUUGAGGCGACUAUGCUUCCACAUAUGCUUUCAAAGAUCAUUUGCACAAGCAAUCGACGUUUACUCGGGACCGUGCCUCGAUCUCUCCAAUACGGAGACGCAAUAUGCAUAAUUCAUGGGUCGAGAUAUCCAUGCGUUCUAAGACCCACUGAGAACCCGGAAGAGUGGAAGCUUGUAGGUAAGUGCUACAUUGAAUGGCUCAUGCACGGCGAGGGACUGGAAAUGUCAUCGAAGCAGGAGUUUGUGAUCAUCUGA
Messenger RNA from Bacidia gigantensis, 1173 nucleotides. RefSeq lists its product as uncharacterized. The coding region runs from base 1 to 1173 and encodes 390 amino acids. The record is from RefSeq and is a predicted model, not a curated record. NCBI's taxonomy places the organism in Eukaryota, Fungi, Ascomycota, Lecanoromycetes, Lecanorales, Ramalinaceae. The transcript has 3 exons.